Synchiropus splendidus (mandarinfish) is the source of this 5690-nucleotide messenger RNA. RefSeq names its product Kruppel-like factor 12b (gene klf12b). The transcript has 6 exons. Gene Ontology annotation, molecular function: RNA polymerase II cis-regulatory region sequence-specific DNA binding; DNA-binding transcription factor activity, RNA polymerase II-specific. Gene Ontology annotation, biological process: regulation of transcription by RNA polymerase II. Bases 243 to 1313 code for a protein of 356 amino acids. NCBI's taxonomy places the organism in Eukaryota, Metazoa, Chordata, Actinopteri, Syngnathiformes, Callionymidae. The record is from RefSeq and is a predicted model, not a curated record.
AAGUACAACAGAACUCUGUGCGCGUCCAUUCAUUUCCUGAGAAGCGGCUGAGCAGCUGAGAGAGGAGCAGAAGGGGAGGGCGCUCGCACACACGCACGCACGCACAGGCUCGCUCACACUCACACACGCAGAGAGGUGGCAGAGAAGAGGAGGAGAGGAGACGGAGAGAACUGUAGAAAGGGAGAGCGGUCUCCUGGUCUCCACGGCUCCGCAGCUACUGACAAGGCGGCCUAAGAAACAGGAUGUUAAUGCUUGACGGAAUGCCUGCAGUCCGAGUCAAAGCUGAGCCCCUGGAAUCGGAACGAGGGUCACCCAAAGUGCGGCCUUACUCUGCGAUGGACAGCGUCCCAUUCUUCCUCAGCAGAGUCAAACCCGAACCUCCUGAGGACCUGCUCGCCAACGACCUUCACUUCCACACGCAGACCGAGCCCGUCGACCUGUCAAUCAACAAGGCCCGCUCCUCUUCUUCUUCGUCCACCACCCCCACCAAGUCGUCCUCGCCUCUGAGAUCGGCUUUCUCGCCGUCCUCCUUAUCCGCCUCCUCCUCUCCGUCAGUCAUCACCUCGGCCUCCUCGGUGCUCUCGCCGGGCCCUCUGGUUGCCCCGGGAACAGGGAUGAGAGGUCAGCCGUAUUUGCACAUCCUGCACUCUGUUCCGCCGCCUUCGUCCAGCCCUCUGAGCCUGCAGGGAGCAGGGAAGCUGGCCAGCCAUGUUCACAGAAUCCCAGUUGUGGUACAGUCACUGCCCCUCAUGUACACUACGGCGGUGCGGUCGCCCUCCAGCAUCAACAACGCCAUCAUGCUACCUCUGCUGGAUGAGGCCAAAAGCCAGGGCAAAGCACACACAGACCACAACGGUUUGUCGCCGCGGCAGAUCAAAAGCGACAGCGAUGACGACGACCUGCCAAACGUGACCCUGGACAGUGUUAAUGAGACCGGCUCCACAGCGCUCUCUAUAGCCCGAGCCGUGCAAGACUCGAUGUCGCCGUUCAGUAUUGAUAGCAUACGACGUCCGCGGAGGUCUGAGUCACCGGAUUCCAAGAAAAGACGAAUCCACCGAUGCGACUUUGAGGGCUGCAAUAAAGUUUACACCAAAAGUUCCCACUUAAAAGCACACCGGAGAACACACACAGGGGAAAAGCCAUACAAAUGCACUUGGGACGGCUGCACGUGGAAGUUCGCCCGCUCCGACGAGCUGACCAGGCAUUACAGAAAACACACGGGGGUGAAGCCCUUCAAGUGUGCAGACUGCGACCGCAGCUUCUCCAGAUCUGACCACUUAGCCCUGCACCGACGGAGACACAUGCUGGUGUGAGUCGGGGAUUUCAAUGAGGCAACUCGGAAGUGAGCUCAUCAGACACAGAAGCAGCAGAGGGAGCUGGAUCUCCCCGUGAAUGUUACUCAGCUGGCCUGACCGCUCACAAACACACGUGGGAGGAAGGAAGCCCGCACAAAGCUGGUUGAGCACAAAACAGGGUCACUUCUCUGGGCUGAAGGAAAAUGUCAGCGGGAUCUUUUAUCGGAGCCUGGCGAGGAACUGUCCCUUACAGCACUGUUUGUAAAUGUUAGAUUUUUAAGGCAAACUUUAUUUGGAUGAGUCAGAAAUGCAAUUUUCUCUUUUUGGUAUUUGAUUUCAAUGGCUGCUGCUUUCCAGCAUUCAUAAUGUGAAACCCGGGUGGGACGCGGAGCGGGGGCCCACCCCGCAGUAUUGCCGAGUCAGCGAGAGAAAAGAACGGAUCGACCUCAUCGACACAUCAAAACCUGCAUUUCAUCACACCAGCAACCAUUUUAACCCCGCCAUCUUUUUCGUUUGAGCCUCUUUGAAAGCGUUUUCUUAACUUCUUCGUGGAUUUCGUGCUGUGAUUAGCAAUCAGUAAAGUGCAAUCUUAAAGGAUACUUUCAGUAUAAUGAAGUUCUUUUUGUUGGAUUUUUUUUUUUCAAUGCUUGCUUUGGUUACUAUCCAAUACAACCCCUCAUGUACAGUGAACUUUUGAAACAAUCAUGUUGAGAUUUCCAGGAUGUGAAAAAUACAGAGGCACCUUACGGACUCGGUUGAAAGAAGGAUUUUUACAGACGCGAGGCAGAUGUUGUGGUGUUGAGUUUCUAUGACAGAAGAGCAAUACACGCUGAUCAAAGAGGCGAGGAAGCGCUUCGGCUUCCUCGUCCAAAUCUGAGGAGUAACGCCAUCGAUUCAGUCUGUUCCCCUCUGUGACUAAUGUUGCCUCUUGUUUCAUGUUUUGACACAGAUGUCACACCGCUUCACACUCAAACCUAUGCUGUUUAAAGGACCCACAGAAUGUUUGUGAGAGGUUCUUGAGGCUGUUUAGUAUUAGUUUAUUUAUCUUCCGCCACUGACCUGAGGUUGGGUCGUGGGGGCAGCAGCUGGUUCUAGCAGGCCCACAUUCCCCUCUCCAGCUUUUCUACUACGGCAAUCCACCCGAGGCAGGUUUAUGCCUAGGAUUUUUUGGAGGCUGUCCCUCGACCCAAAUUUAUAUUUGAAUUAAUAUUUAAAAUAUUAGUCACUAGUACGGUGUUGUGCAAAAAACAUGUCAGGAAUGUUUCUCCAUGGCCUCUAUGAUCUCCUCCCCAUCAGUGUCACGGUCUGCGACUCAUGGUUUAUCGCCUCCUAGGAGAACCCAUCGUUUUUGACCUACUUCCUUAGUCCUUUUCAACAUAGACAGGACAUGCUUUGCAUUUUCAGAGUUCCUCCCAUGAGCCGCUGAUCCUCCUCCAGCUGAGGAAGGAUAACACCUGCAGCCUAGGUGUUCCGCUCGAUUCCAACUGAGAAGUUUGGGAUUUAGAGGGCGAUUCUCAUCCUGAAAUCACAAUAGCAGUGUGCAUAUAAAUAAGAAACAUCUUCUCUUCACAACAUAUUAAUAUCUGUCAAAAAACGUGUGACAAAACGGACAACUUUGCUCGUAAGAUCGACAUUCUACGGGUCCUUUAAAAGGCGCUGAAUUCUCAUUCUCCAGUCCUUCGGUUUCCCCUCUCAACCAACCUCCAACAGAAGCAUUUGCUUUUCUUUCAUCCGCAAGCGUGAUUCAGGAGCUCCUCACCGAAUGUAUCAUAAUGUAUCUUAUCAUUAUUUAUGUAUUAUUUGUGCACAUGUCAUUAUUUUCUGGCUGUUCGUAUCAUUUCUGGCCACAAAAAAAGCAUAUCAGCACCUUGUUUGUUUUAUUCAUUUGUUGAUCAAGAUGUCAAAUUAUAAUCAAAUAUUCAUGCUCGUAUUUUAUCACCCGUAUAAUGUAUAUAUCAUUUCAAGAUCAAGGGGGCACUAUAUCUCUUUUGCUGUAAAUCUUUGUUUUUUUCCCUUUUUUUUUUGAAAUGUUGUAAUAUAUGUGAUAGUGAAGAGUUAAGGCAGAAAUGUAUUACAAAGUUCUACGCUUUUGUACAUAGACGUUGAAGGAAAAUAGGGCUCUCGAUCAGCUACAGGAAAUACAUUUAUACGAGUCUUUUUACAGAGACUGAUUUAUCUAAUUUGCUACACAUCAAAACGGGGCUAACAGUGUUCAUGAUGUAAAUGACCGUAUGUGAUGUUAUAUAGCAUUUUUUUCUCUCAAAAAUAUAUAUAUAUUGUGGUUAAUGAAGCUCAUGAUCAAACCUUCUCAGCAGCUCCAAAUUAUUUAACUCCAUCACGGUACUUUACAACACAACAUUGCGACUUUGCAUGCCUUAAUCCAACACGUUUAAAAAAAAGGAAGAAAAAAAAAAGAAAAAAAUCCACUUGAAUUCGAUCAGACAGGGUGUAUUGUAUUUAUGACAAUAUUUGCAAGCAUAAUUUUGCUACGGCGAACAGGGUCAAAGUUAUGCAAUAAUAACAAAGAUAAUAAUGAAUAGUGCCUCAUGCUACACACUUGUGCUCAAAUUUCAAACAACAUGGGUUCUGAAUGGAAAUAAGCACAAUGAUAUGCACCUGCAAUAGUUGUUUUUUUUCCAUUGUUGUUGAAAAAUACACCAUCCUCUAUCACACACUGGUUUUCUCGCAAUACCGUUUUAAGCGGAACAAAGUGGUUAUGAGCUGUCACAGUUGAAUACUGACCAUUGGAAGAGACUUGCCUGCUCUUUGUCAAUAUUGUCACGUUUAUUUCCUUUAGUUUUUCAGGCCGACUAUGAAAUACAUUUCAAAGUUGCAGUUAGCUCAAUUGAACGUUAGGUGGCAGUAGCAUUAACACGCUCACGUCACACGUGAAGUAGAAGCAAAGAAGAAGGUUCGCUUCUUCUUUGAACAGGGUCCUUCAAAAGGUUCGUAAAUUCGAAUGGUAUUACCCUCAAAAAUGUAACUCUUUUUAUUGACUUUUCCUGAAAAGUUCAUUGAAGUAUGUUCUGCCGGUUGCUGCCGUGAUUUGUUUACUGUCAUAUUAGACAGUCCCUUAACAAGCUAGGCGGAGCUAAUAAAUAGCAAAACAACUGAAAAGUUUGUUGACAAUUUGGCCUCGAAACUUCAAUAUUUCUAAACUUUACAUGCGUUUGUGUCUCCUGAAAGACUGCUUUUCUGGGAGACACAUUUUGGACCAGUAUUAUUCUUGUAUUUUUACACCAAAUGAUUGCUUUAAAACAGCACCUCAUCUGCAAAACAUGAAAAUGGUUUGCUGAAGAAAAGUAUUACUGCAACAAUACAUUUAUACCCACAUUUGUUUGAUCCUUUUGGAUAUAUAAUGAAGUAAAAGUAUUAUGUGAAGUGUGAGGCGAAUAACCUGCCUUCCAAUGUAUGACCACUAGAGGUAGCAAUUGCUUCACUUGAAUCGAAAAAUCAUUCCUCAGUGGGUAGAUUCCAGGACGCUGCAAUUGUUGAACAACAUAGAUGAGCUAUAAAGAGUCGUUUACUCUGAGCUGUAACAAAAAAUCGGUCAACUUGUAAUGGUCAGAAUUUGCCAGUGUAACUUGAGGUUCUGAUUUAUCAGAUCCCUGACCUCUCAUGUGCCCUUUUUUGGACAACCCAUACUUUCAAAAUAGCUAUUAUUAUUGUUGAAAAUCCAGCCAUAAUCCACCACCAUCAUACAUUCUGAAAUCCAGCUCUCAAUUCAAUUCAAAUCCAAAUCCAACAAGCAAAACCAAAACGUUCCUCCUCACCAUGUUUGGCUGUUCCAAAGUAUCUGGUCAGUGGCAUGAAGGUGUUACAGACCAAAUCGAACAUUCACACUUCUGUCAUCAACAAACAAAUCCAGCUGUGGAGCAAUGCCUUUAAUAAUGAAAUUUGAUCUUAAACAUUUCUCUAGCUUCUUAAUUUGGGUGUCUUUUGAUUUCAUUUUGAGGAUGCUUUAAGUCUUUUCACCUUCUUUCCCUUGUAUUUAUGUAAAGUGAGUGUUGUGUAAAUAUAUUCCAAUCUUUUAUGUGAUUAUUGCUUCAAAAGGGAGAUUCUGCUGAUGAAAUAACCACAUCUGUUAGAAAAAAAAAGUGCAAAAUUUUUAAAGUGAUGCUUGACAAAGCGUCCUGGACAGGUGACCUUUUGUUCUGUUACACUUGAUUUUUCUCUUUCUUUUCUCUAAGAGUUGUAUUCAGUCAGUGGUUUGUCCUUUUCUGUAUUUUUCUUAUGGAUGGAGCUGUGAAAUUAAAACAAGUUCAAACAUAUAAAUGUAUAUUAAUAUCAAUGGAGGCAUGAAGGUUAAUAAAAUAAUUGCAUUUUGUAUGUAACAUUUGAGGGAUGUUGCCGCCUGCUGUCUGUGACUGAGAUGGUGGUUUUCAUCUCAUGGGA